AUGGCAUCCAGCGCGCCGCCAGCGGUGCUGGCUCUCUUGCUGCUGGUCAGCCCGCUGCUGGAGGCAUACAAUACCGGAGUACCCAAACACCCUCAAGACAGGGGAACAGGCAAGGUGACACCGAACAGAACACCAGGUCACCAGAAGCCCGAUGUCACGCAGGGUGCCGCCGCCUCUGAACCCAGAAGUUCCAAAAGCCAUGGGUACUAUGACCUCUACCAAGGAGGCUAUGACAAGGGAUUCUCAGAUCUCAUCUACUGGGUUCCGCUGAUCAUCAUCUUCGGAGCAGGAAUCAUCUUCUUGCCGGUCUUGGGAGCCAUGUUCGCCACACUCGCGGCUGGUACCGCGGGGGCCGCGGUCAGCACGACCGUCGCCGGUCGCCGGCGUCGCGAUGUCCCAUCCAUGGAGGGGGCGCUGCACAUGCUACGCACACUGGAGACUGCCUUUGAAAAGUAUCGAACUCUCUCGGCCCGAUGA
Ixodes scapularis (black-legged tick) is the source of this 477-nucleotide messenger RNA. RefSeq lists its product as uncharacterized. The transcript is spliced from 3 exons. NCBI's taxonomy places the organism in Eukaryota, Metazoa, Arthropoda, Arachnida, Ixodida, Ixodidae. The record is from RefSeq and is a predicted model, not a curated record. The coding region runs from base 1 to 477 and encodes 158 amino acids.